AUGGCAACGUCAUCAGCGACAGCCAAUAAGGUGGAGCCCCCAGCAACCCACCGCCACCGCGACAGUGGGCGGUCCAGCACCGGUAAGAGCCAGAAGACGCCUUCCAACGACGACGACGGGGCCAUGGAUCCUCUGGACGAAGCUCCGUGGGCCGACGCCGCCACCUCGGGCACGAGCCAAUCCCCCUCGCAGCAGCAGAGCGACGCCGCGGCGGCGUCCGCCGGCGACGGAACCUCGUCGCCCGCCCCGGCCGCCGGCUCUGCGUCGCUCUCGACGGCCGCCCCAUCGGGCCCGCGCGCAUCCCGCUUGACGCCCCGGCGCCUCGAGGUGCCGCUGCGCCCUGCCGGCGCCGGCGCACAACAGCAACAACAACCACAACAACAACAACAACAACAACAGAGCCAGCCACAGCAGCCACAGCAGCAGCGCCAAGGCGGGCCUCCAGACCCGCACAGGAUCGAUGCCGACGAUGCCGACGACGACAGGCUGUUCGACCGCGGGCCGCGUGUGCCCCCACCCGUCGCCCCCGCCCAGCUAGGGGCCGGCCGGGCCGGCGGCGUGGCGCAGAGCGUGAGCGUCGAGCAGGCGGCGAAGCCGAGCUUCUGGAUCUCGGUUGGGGACCCGCACAAGGUCGGCGACAUGACGGGCUCGCACAUUGUUUACUCGGUGCGGACAAAGACAAGCUCCAAGGGUUACAGGCAGCCCGAGUUCGAGGUCAAGCGGCGGUAUCGGGACUUUCUAUGGCUUUACAACACUCUACACGGCAACAACCCUGGCGUGGUGGUGCCGCCACCGCCCGAGAAGCAGGCGGUGGGCCGGUUCGAGAGCAACUUUGUUGAGUCGCGGCGGCAGGCGCUCGAGAAGAUGCUCAACAAGACGGCGGCGCACCCGACGCUGCAGAACGACCCGGACCUCAAGCUCUUUCUCGAGUCCGAAUCCUUUAAUGUUGAUAUCAAACACAAGGAACGCAGGGAACCGAACUUGGGCACCGAGAGCAAGGGAAUGCUGAGCAGCCUGGGUAUCGGCACGAGCAGCAACAAGUUCGUUGAGCAGGAUGAUUGGUUUCACGACCGUCGUGUCUAUCUUGAUGCGCUGGAGAAUCAACUCAAGGCACUGCUCAAGGCCAUAGAUACCAUGGUGGGGCAGCGCAAGGCCAUGGCGGAGGCAGCGGGCGACUUCUCGGCAUCUCUCCACGCCCUCUCGACCGUCGAGCUCUCGCCGGCACUGUCGGGCCCGCUGGACGCGCUCUCGGAGCUGCAGACGACGAUCCGGGACGUUUACGACCGGCAGGCGCAGCAGGACGUGCUGACCUUUGGCAUCGUCAUCGAGGAGUACCUGCGCCUGAUCGGCAGCGUCAAGCAGGCAUUUUCUCAGCGCCAAAAGGCGUUUUACGCCUGGCACACGGCCGACACGGAGCUCACCAAGCGCCGGUCGGCGCAGGACAAGCUCCUGCGCCAGGGCCGCUCCCAGCAGGACCGGCUCAACCAGGUCGGUGCCGAGGUCGCCGACGCGGAGCGAAAGGUGCACCAGGCCAGGCUCCUGUUCGAGGACAUGGGCCGCCUCAUGCGCAGCGAGCUGGACCGCUUCGAGCGCGAGAAGGUUGAGGACUUCAAGAGCGGCGUCGAGACGUUCCUGGAGAGCGCUGUCGAGGCUCAGAAGGAGUUAAUCGAGAAGUGGGAGACGUUCCUGAUGCAGCUAGACGCGGACGACGACGACACUGUGUUUUACAAGCCUCCCGUGAUACAGGCCCCGGGGGACAACGGCAACAAGCCAGCGGGCGACACUGCCGUGGAUAGGGCCCGGGCGAGGAUCGACGAGGAUUCAGACUAGGGAGUUACGCGGCCCAUCGUCGCCGCUCUGGCAUCCCGCUUUGGAGUAUCUGGCGGGGCUGGUAGCCAUAGGGGUUAGCAUUUAUCGAGUCUCUGGGCUUCGGGGGUGCUCAUAUCAUUACAUCAAGAGACAGGAUAGGGUGAUGGGGAUAUGAGUGACGGCGGCUGUGAGAGAUGACUAAAAAAUCAAGGCGAAAGCGGUGCGUCUGAUACCCUCCAAGAUUUUCUGAGCGCCGCUGUUUGGGAAUGUUUGUUUUAUUGAGGGCCUGUUCUGCAGCUCCCAUUUAAUAGUGAACCCGUCUUUGCGCAGCCAGCACACACACUCCCAUGAGACCACUUAACAGUAUGACAUUCUUCAUCCG
Messenger RNA from Gaeumannomyces tritici R3-111a-1, 2191 nucleotides. RefSeq lists its product as hypothetical. Lineage: Eukaryota; Fungi; Ascomycota; Sordariomycetes; Magnaporthales; Magnaporthaceae. The record is from RefSeq and is a predicted model, not a curated record. Gene Ontology annotation, biological process: protein retention in Golgi apparatus; retrograde transport, endosome to Golgi. The transcript has 6 exons. Gene Ontology annotation, cellular component: endosome. Bases 1 to 1830 code for a protein of 609 amino acids. Gene Ontology annotation, molecular function: phosphatidylinositol binding.